This is a messenger RNA of Hyaloscypha bicolor E, 1886 nucleotides long. RefSeq names its product HET-domain-containing protein. The transcript has a single exon. The coding region runs from base 94 to 1737 and encodes 547 amino acids. The record is from RefSeq and is a predicted model, not a curated record. NCBI's taxonomy places the organism in Eukaryota, Fungi, Ascomycota, Leotiomycetes, Helotiales, Hyaloscyphaceae.
CUCGUGACAGAUAUAACAACCUGUGAACUGGCAGUUGAGAUUAUACGUCUUGGUAAACCUCGAUAAUCCGAGCUCCAUCUCUUCACCACUUCUAUGUCGAAUCCUUAUCUCUAUUCUACCCUUAUAGGGGAUGCUUCAUUUCGAACUAUCGAAGUACUCCCAGGCCAAAAGGCUGACCCCAUGAGGUGUCAUAUUCUUUGCCAUUCGUCCCCUUCCGCCACCACGUAUGAGGCUUUAUCUUACGCAUGGGGUAAUCCGAUCUUGAGUCAUUCAAUUUUCAUUGAGGACAAGGAGUUGAAAACCACAACAAAUCUCCAUUCGGCAUUUGUGCGACUACGUGAUAAGAAAGAAUCACGUAUACUCUGGGCUGAUGCGGUAUGCAUUAAUCAAGGAGACGCAAAUGAGAAACCCGGUCAAAUUCGACUUAUGCGACAAAUCUAUCACAAGGCUCAGCGUGUUAUAGCCUAUCUCGGAGAGGCCGCUGAUAAUAGCCAGGAAAUCUAUGAUCUUAUGGGCCCUAUUACUCUCAUUGCAUUUAAUCGCCAGCAUCGACUUUGUGAAGAGGAAUACGAAGAAAGCGGACUCCCACCUCGAUCACAUUCUACUUGGCGCGCUUUUCAUCAACUCUUUCGCCGCGCAUGGUUCACCAGGUACUGGGUGAUACAAGAAAUCAUUUUGGGGCGAGAAGUUGACCUUAUUUGUGGCGAAUGGGUCCUACCAUUUAAAUUGUUUACUCGUUAUAUCAUUAGAGGUGCAAUUUUAGAAUUGCCCUUUACAGAUACACGAGCGAACAAUGAACAGGUUGGAAUGGCCCAACUUAUGCGCAUCUCUCAGCUGCUAGACAGCGGGUCAAACUCUUGGAAGCUGAUCCACCUCUUACGUCUAUUUCGUCUUGCUCGAGCUUCAAACGACCACGACUACAUAUACGCGAUCUUGGGUAUUGCGGCGGAAGCGAAUGACUCCGCAUUGACGAUAGACUAUACGGAGUCCGCAGAAGAUACCUUUCUCCGAUUUGCAAAAUACUUUGUAACUCAAGGAGAUGGUGUACAGCUUUUGUAUAGUUCUCAUCUGAAAUCUGCAGCUUCGACGCUACCUUCGUGGGUUCCAAACUGGGCAACAAAAGAUCUGAUACUCUCCAGCAUUGCUCCGGACCCUAUAUGGGAUCGUGUUUCUCAGUUUUCCGCUGGAGGUGAAUCACAAGCGUCGAUAAGUCUGAAACCAAGUUCGAAUGAUCUGAUUGUAAGGGGUAUUAUCUUCGAUCGUCUCUUUAAAAUCGGCAAAAUACAUGAAAAAGAUCCGAAUGAUCAAUCAUUAGGAAGUAGAAUGUGUGAGGUCCAGUAUUGUAUGGAAGAGCUCCACGAUCUUUUUGCCACAUUUCUGCGCUAUCCCAGUGGAGGAGAUCCUGGGGAUGCUAAAUGGAGGACACUCAUGUGCAAUACGUCUACAGGAACCUUUGGACAGCUAAAACCGCCGCGAGAAUAUGCUCAGGGGUUCAAGGCCUUGGAAAUACUUGUUGAUGGUCUAAGAAACGGGAAAUCUCUAGUACUGGAGGAGGCAGACUUAUAUUUCCAGCAAGCAAAACGGCCUGUAGGAGAAUCACUGGAGUGGUGCUAUUCCAAAAGGCGCGCUGUAACAGUGAAAGGAUAUUUAGCCAAGUUCCGCUUUUCGCGCAGGCCGGGGAUGUUGUUGUUAUCAUCUUCGGCGCGGUUAUUCCAUUCAUACUACGACUGGUAUUGAGUGGAUACAAAAUUGUUGGCGAAUGCUAUGUCUACGGGAUAAUGGACGGAGAGGUAUUACGUAUGAAGGAUAUGAAGGAUGAAGACAUUAUGAUACAUUGAGAAGAAUCUUUAAAGCAGAAUCUUUGAAAUUUGGCACUAUGAACUGCG